CGCCGGGGCAGCGCUGGGGCUCGCCGCUCCGCGCCUCGUCCUGCCGAGCGCUGCCACCUUCCUCCUCCUCCUCUUCCUCCUCCUCCGCCUCCUCCUCCCUGAGCGUUUAAGGGCGCUCGGCGGCGCGCCGCUGCCGCCGUCUUCCCGGAGGGGGUGGGGGGCUGCGAGCCGGCCGGUGCCCUCGGCGAAGCUGCAGCCUCCGCUAAAGCAUUGGAUCCCUCAACGUACUGCGAGAGCCCGGUGUACAGCCCGGACCUGUGCCCCAACAUGAUCGCCGCGCAGGCCAAGCUGGUGUACCAGCUCAACAAAUACUACACGGAGCGCUGCCAGGCCCGCAAGGCGGCCAUCGCCAAAACCAUCCGGGAGGUGUGCAAGGUGGUGUCGGACGUGCUGAAGGAGGUGGAGGUGCAGGAGCCGCGCUUCAUCAGCUCCCUGAGCGAGAUCGACGCCCGCUACGAGGGGCUGGAGGUGAUCUCGCCCACCGAGUUCGAGGUGGUGCUCUACCUCAACCAGAUGGGCGUCUUCAACUUCGUGGACGACGGCUCCCUGCCGGGCUGCGCCGUGCUCAAGCUGAGCGACGGCCGCAAGCGCAGCAUGUCCCUCUGGGUGGAGUUCAUCACCGCCUCGGGCUACCUGUCGGCCCGCAAGAUCCGCUCCCGCUUCCAGACGCUGGUGGCCCAGGCCGUGGACAAGUGCAGCUACCGGGACGUGGUGAAGAUGAUCGCGGACACGAGCGAGGUGAAGCUGCGCAUCCGGGAGCGCUACGUGGUGCAGAUCACGCCCGCCUUCAAGUGCACCGGCAUCUGGCCGCGCAGCGCGGCGCAGUGGCCCAUGCCGCACAUCCCCUGGCCCGGCCCCAACCGGGUGGCGGAGGUGAAGGCGGAGGGCUUCAACCUGCUCUCCAAGGAGUGCUACUCGCUGACGGGCAAGCAGAGCUCGGCCGAGAGCGACGCCUGGGUGCUGCAGUUCGGCGAGGCCGAGAACCGCCUGCUGAUGGGCGGCUGCCGGAACAAGUGCCUCUCGGUGCUCAAAACGCUGCGCGACCGGCACCUGGAGCUGCCGGGGCAGCCGCUCAACAACUACCACAUGAAGACGCUGCUGCUGUACGAGUGCGAGAAGCACCCGCGGGAGACCGACUGGGACGAGGCGUGCCUGGGCGACCGGCUCAACGGCAUCCUCCUGCAGCUCAUCUCCUGCCUGCAGUGCCGGCGCUGCCCCCACUACUUCCUGCCCAACCUAGACCUCUUUCAGGGCAAGCCCCACUCGGCCCUGGAAAGCGCCGCCAAACAGACCUGGAGGCUAGCCAGGGAAAUCCUCACCAAUCCCAAAAGCCUCGACAAACUAUAGGGCUCGCACCCGCCCGCGCCGAGCUCGCCCUCCGCAAACGACCGCGGCGCCCGCAGCCUCCUCGCCCCGCCACGCCAGCGACGGCUCGGGAAGAGGCGGCCGAGGACGGGGGGAGGCUUCGCCCCCACCCACCUGCAGCUCGGCGCUUAAAAACUUGCGGCCGGGGCGCCCAGCCCCUGCCCCAAGCCGGGAAGAGCCGAGCCGAGCCCAGCCGCGUUUCUCCCAAGUCACUGGCAGAAGCGAUCGGACUUUUGCCGCGGCCAAACGAACGAACCCCCACAGGUACCUUUUCGAACAAAUGUAUAGUCCUUUUCUUAUUCUCUCUUCUUUUGCCUGAAUGUUGUCACCAAGUGAAAAAUUAUUUAACUAUAUGUACAAAUCGCCCUUUAAAAAAGUUUUACUGAUGUUAAAUGUAUUUCGGUGCCAAGGUCAGAUUAUGUGCCCCGCGACUGACUUGUUGCAAAUAGUAAUAAAAAUAUUACUUUAAC
Cygnus atratus (black swan) is the source of this 1835-nucleotide messenger RNA. It is a transcript of the gene MAB21L2, whose product is annotated as mab-21 like 2. The transcript has a single exon. NCBI's taxonomy places the organism in Eukaryota, Metazoa, Chordata, Aves, Anseriformes, Anatidae. The coding region runs from base 268 to 1347 and encodes 359 amino acids. The record is from RefSeq and is a predicted model, not a curated record.